Messenger RNA from Leptosia nina, 207 nucleotides. The record is from the annotation of a GenBank genome assembly. Lineage: Eukaryota; Metazoa; Arthropoda; Insecta; Lepidoptera; Pieridae.
AUGUCUUUUAAUGCAAUCUUAGUAACAAGCCAAGAGAGUGGACAGACAGACGCCAUAACCGCCGUGCUUACGGCAAAGGGCGGUACACUUAAGGAAUGUGCACAAAAAGUUGGCAUUAAUAUUCCCGUCGCGGUCAAAUCGAUCGUAGAUCGCUACGCGGUGGCACUUCGUCGCAAUUUGCUGCUGACUGCUGAGCAGCUACCAUGA